AUGAGCGACUCUAAACCAACUGCGCUGAAGCCUAGCAUUUACAGGUCCAAGUCUUCGUUUCUUGACCUAGGCAUCUCCAACUCCAGAGUGGUCCAUGUGGACGAGAAGGGCAAGAUGAUGUCGCCCUCCAACUCCCACAGCACGCUCGAGACCUUCAACGAGGAUAGUUUGGAAAGAGGCUUAAAGUCCAGACAUGUCCAGCUUAUCGCUAUCGGGGGUGCUAUCGGAACCGGUUUGUUUGUGGGGUCUGGUGCCAUCUUGUCCACCUGUGGACCGGCCAGUUUGUUCGUGGCCUAUCUCAUCAUGAGUUUUGUCAUCUAUUUUGUUAUGCAAAUGUUGGGAGAAAUGACCACAUUCUUGCCCUUGCCAGGAAAUGGUGCCCAAUCCUUCGUUAACGACUACUUGUCGGACUCGUUUGGGUUUGCAAUCGGCUACAAUUACUGGUACGCCUUCAGUAUUUUGGUGGCUGCCGAGGUGACUGCUGCCGCAAUCGUGGUGGAGUACUGGACCGAAAGCGUCAACAUCGCUGCUUGGAUCUCAAUCUUGCUUGCGUUGACCAUCGCUCUUAACAUGCUGUCGGUGAAGUUCUUUGGGGAAGCCGAAUUUUGGUUCGCUUCCUUGAAGUUGAUCGCUCUUACCGGAUUGAUUAUUCUUGGUGUUGUGUUGUUCUUUGGAGGCGGUCCCAACCAUGACCGCUUGGGUUUCAGAUACUGGAAACACAGUCCUUUCAAAGAGCAUUUGGUUGAAGGAUCUACCGGUAGAUUCCUUGGAAUUUGGACUGCCAUCAUCAAAUCUGGUUUCUCGUUUAUUUGUUCUCCUGAACUUGUGGCAACCGCAGGCGGUGAAUGUCAAAAGCCUAGAAGAAACAUCCCCAAGGCUGCCCGUAGAUUUAUCUACAGAUUGGCCUUCUUCUACGUCAUCGGUGUCUUGGUCAUUGGUGUCAUUGUCAGCUCCAAUAACAAGAGAUUGUUGUCUGGUGGAAGUGACGCUUCUGCCUCUCCAUUCGUGAUUGGUAUUCAAAAUGCCGGUAUUAAGGUUUUAAACCAUAUUAUCAACGCUGUCAUUUUGACUUCCGCUGCAUCUGCUGGUAACUCCUUCUUGUACUCUGCAUCCAGAGCUUUGUACUCGGUUGCUUGCAGAGGCAAUGCUCCUGCCGUUUUCAAGACUACCAAUAGAUUUGGAGUUCCAUACUACUGUGUGGCUGCCUCCUCUGUUUUUGGCUUCUUGUCUUACUUGAAUGUCUCCAGUUCUUCUGCAAACGUUUUCGCGUGGUUCUCCAAUAUUUCAACCAUCAGUGGUUUCAUUUCUUGGAUCUUGGUAGCCUUCGCCUACUUGAGAUGGAGAAAGGCUAUUAAUUACCACGGCUUGUCGGAGAGAGUGACCUUCAAAACCCCAUUCCAACCAUAUGGCGCUUACUUUGUCAUCUUCUUCAUUUCACUUGUCACCAUAACUAACGGUUAUGCUGUAUUCUUUGAUUUCAAGGUAGGUGACUUCUUGGCUGCUUACAUUACCUUUCCUAUUGUUGUCGUGCUUUAUGUUGCACAUAGGUUCUAUGCCUGGAAAGUGAAUGGCGUUCAAUACUGGUUAAAGCCAAUCAAAGACAUUGACUUGAUAACAGGCUUGGAUAUAAUAGAAGAAGAAGACAGAUUAGAGCCUGAUCCAAUUCCAAAGAACUGGGUCGAAAGAAUCUGGUACUGGAUCGCCUAA
Messenger RNA from Suhomyces tanzawaensis NRRL Y-17324, 1707 nucleotides. Its product is annotated as proline specific permease. Gene Ontology annotation, molecular function: amino acid transmembrane transporter activity. The transcript has a single exon. Bases 1 to 1707 code for a protein of 568 amino acids. NCBI's taxonomy places the organism in Eukaryota, Fungi, Ascomycota, Pichiomycetes, Serinales, Debaryomycetaceae. Gene Ontology annotation, cellular component: membrane. The record is from RefSeq and is a predicted model, not a curated record. Gene Ontology annotation, biological process: amino acid transmembrane transport.